GGGCCUAUCCGUCCCGUUGUUCCUACUUCCUAGGGGGGGAAGAAGAGAGAAGCAUCUCUGUGUUGCUGUGCAAGCGACGGCCCGCGUGUCUGCCUCCUCGGCCGGUCUGCAUGCUGUAGCUUCCCCUGCAACCACGGCUCUUCCUCCCACCUCUUAUUCAGUUCAGCUCACUUCUUCUUCCCCGCGUCUCCUCCCCCGCUUUAAAAGCUCCCUCACGAGCUUUCGCUUCACACCUCUUCUUUCCCUCCUUGGCGCCUGCAGCCCAAUCCCUGCUUCCCCUUUCUUAUAUAUAGUACGUCGUUCUUCCUUCCAAGUUGAUCUGAUCACGAUCCAUUUCCAGUCCAAGCUCGUUUCAAGGAACUCCCACAAACAGGAAAGAUCCAUUUCCAUCGCCAUGGCCGGUCUCUCCUCGGUUCUCGCCCACCUGUGUCAAUCGCCGAGAAAAUAAUCAAGAGAUCGAGCAGGGGCACAAGAAGGUGUUGCAUACGUGCGUGCAGCAGCAGAACCGUGUGGUGAGUUGUUUUGUUGGGCAGCGAGAAUGCGGCAAAUCUCGUCGCUGCUGCAGGGGCUGGCCCGUUCGAUGUCUCUGGGAAGGGAGAAGAAGGGCGCGGACGAGGAGGAAAACGGGACGGUGCUGCGGACGUCGGGGGCUCUGUGGGGCGAGGGCUCUCAGACGUUGGCUGCCGCAUGCUCCCGCCGCGGCGACAAGGGCACAAACCAGGACUGCUCCAUCGUCUGGGAGGGAUUUGGGUGCCAAGAGGACACAAUCUUCUGCGGCAUCUUCGACGGGCACGGGCAGUGGGGCCACUACGUCUCCAAAGCCGUCCGGGAGUCGCUGCCGGCGUCGCUGCUGUGCCGUUGGCAGGAGGCCAUGGCGCUGGCGUCGCUCAUCGAUGGCGAGAAGAAGCUCUCCGACUGCCAUUUCGACCUCUGGAGGGAGUCCUACCUGGCCGCCGCCGCCGCCGUGGACGAAGAGCUCCGACGAAACCGACGCCUCGACGCCGUCAACAGCGGCACCACCGCUCUGUCCGUCAUCAAGCAGGGUGAGCUAUUAGUGAUCGUGAACGUGGGCGACUCUCGGGCCGUCCUGGCGACCACAUCGGACGAUGGCAGCGUCGCCGCCGUCCAGCUCACCGUCGAUUUCAAGCCCAACUUGCCUCAGGAGAAGGAGCGGAUCAUGCAGUGCAAGGGGCGGGUGCACUGCCUGGACGACGAGCCAGGCGUGCACCGGGUGUGGCUGCCGGACCGAGAGGCGCCGGGGCUGGCCAUGUCGCGGGCGUUCGGCGACUACUGCGUCAAGGCCUACGGCGUCAUCUCGGCGCCAGAGGUGACGCAGAGAACGAUUAGUGAUCGGGACCAGUUCGUCAUCCUGGCCACCGACGGGGUAUGGGAUGUGAUCUCCAACGAAGAGGCUGUGCGGAUUGUGGCGGCAACGGUGGACAGAGAGAAGGCGGCGAAGCGCCUUGUGGAGUGCGCUGUCCGAGCUUGGAGGCGCAAGCGGCGGGGCUUUGCUGUCGACGACUGCUCGGCGAUCUGCCUCUUCUUCCACUCUUUGCCAUCGUGAACAGUUCCUGUUCUUUUCUUCCCCCAUUGCUGCCAUCAGGACACCGCUGGACAAUGUGUACUGGGUCGUGGAUGUGGCAGGGACUAUCAAUUUUGGCUAUUUUCUCCUUUAUGCCAGCCGAUACAAGUAUCAGAACCACUAGGGGACGUAAAGAUUAUGGAUUUGCUAACGCUUAGCCAUCCAUUUAUGUGAUUCGUGGUCUGCUUCUCCGGCUACUAUUCUUUAAUUUCCCCAGUGAGAAAUGUCCUCUUGCACCUGGGUGCGACCCUGAAUCUGCACCUUAGAAAGCACGUUGAGAUUCGUAAACGCUAUCUUUCUCUUAUAUGUAUUUGGAUCCGUAUGUC
Brachypodium distachyon (stiff brome) is the source of this 1908-nucleotide messenger RNA. RefSeq names its product probable protein phosphatase 2C 48. Gene Ontology annotation, molecular function: protein serine/threonine phosphatase activity. The transcript is spliced from 3 exons. Gene Ontology annotation, biological process: protein dephosphorylation. The record is from RefSeq and is a predicted model, not a curated record. Lineage: Eukaryota; Viridiplantae; Streptophyta; Magnoliopsida; Poales; Poaceae. The coding region runs from base 539 to 1564 and encodes 341 amino acids.